Molecule: messenger RNA, 3317 nt
Organism: Nomia melanderi (Alkali bee)
Lineage: Eukaryota; Metazoa; Arthropoda; Insecta; Hymenoptera; Halictidae
Gene: Akt
Product: AKT serine/threonine protein kinase
Biological process (GO): protein phosphorylation
Molecular function (GO): protein serine/threonine kinase activity; ATP binding
Source: RefSeq, a predicted model, not a curated record
GUGUCGCCGCCUGCGUGCGGCAUUUCUCGCCUGGCGAUUUCUGCGUGAGGUACUUUCUAGCCUAGAGAGUUUUGCGGGUGGCGGUUUACGUACCUGUCUCGGCUUCGGCCUACAUAGUUGUAAUCUAGCGGGCAUUUUGAAUAAAGAAGCCUUUUGCCCAGACCGAGAAUUAUCCUUUGGCAACCUUCUUCCUCCUAUGACAUCGUGGCGUGGACAUCUGGACGUCUCUACACGUUAUCGCCACACAUGAUUGAUCGACGCGCCAUCUCCGGAAUACAAGCAGGCAAUGCUAGUUAGUGCGCAUUAGUGCGUCCGUCGAUCAGAGUAUACUCGAGUUUACCUGCCAAACGUGUAUCUAUGAUUGCUCAAGUUUGUAUACUCGUGCCAUUCUCGCUGUUGUGUUUUACUGAUUUUCCUAGAAUAUUCAGCUCGAACGGAAAUAAGAAGUAUCAAGAGCCUGCAUACGAGUUCGUAUCGAGGAAGGAGUUAUGGGGGACGCAGCGAUGAACGUCGCAGCGUCCGGUGGCGGCGGUCAGCGUGUCGUUAAAGAAGGCUGGCUUCAAAAACGCGGGGAGCACAUAAAAAAUUGGAGAUCAAGAUAUUUUGUUUUGAGGGACGAUGGUACGCUGGUUGGAUUUAAAGCAAAGCCAGAUCAACAAAUGGCAGCAGCUGCACAGCCUUUAAAUAAUUUUACAGUUCGAGGAUGUCAGAUUAUGUCUGUGGAUAGACCUAAGCCUUAUACAUUUGUUAUAAGAGGUUUGCAAUGGGCAGCUGUAAUAGAAAGGACUUUUCAUGUAGAUACGGAACAGGAGAGGGAAGAUUGGGUGGCAGCAAUCAGGUAUGUAGCUGCUAGAUUAGCAAGCGAGAAGGAACAACAGCAACCGCAACCAUCUCCAAUUCAACAUUCAUCUUCAUCGGAAGAUGUUGAAAUGGAAUCUUCUGGAGGUGGUAGGUCAGAUUCAAGUGGGUCUGUUGGAGUAGUGUCUUCGGAUGUAGAUGGUGGCAGCAUCGAUGAACUAUCUGCAAAGUUUAGUGUUCAAGGAACUUCAAGUAGUAAAAGUACAGGGAAGAAGAAAGUAGUAUGUAUAAGGACCCUUGAAAAUUUUGAAUUCUUGAAAGUUCUGGGAAAGGGUACGUUUGGAAAAGUAAUCCUUUGCAGAGAAAAGGCAACAGGCCACUUGUACGCUAUAAAAAUUUUACGAAAGGAAGUGAUCAUUCGUAAACACGAGGUUGCCCACGCACUUACAGAGAAUAGAGUAUUGCGUACUACUAAUCAUCCGUUCCUAAUUUCUUUAAAAUACAGUUUUCAAACAGCGGACAGGCUGUGCUUUGUAAUGGAGUACGUGAACGGCGGGGAGUUAUUCUUUCAUUUAAGACGUGUCCGCAGAUUCGGCGAGGAUCGUACCCGAUUCUAUGGGGCUGAAAUCAUUUCAGCUUUGGGCUAUCUUCAUUCACAGGGUAUUAUUUACCGUGAUCUCAAAUUGGAAAAUCUUCUUUUAGAUAAAGAAGGACACAUUAAAAUCGCUGACUUUGGAUUAUGUAAGGAAGACAUAACAUACGGAAGAACGACGAAAACAUUUUGCGGAACUCCCGAGUAUCUGGCACCAGAAGUGCUCGAAGACAAUGACUAUGGCCGAGCAGUAGACUGGUGGGGAGUUGGCGUUGUUAUGUACGAAAUGAUUUGUGGUCGAUUACCUUUUUAUAACAAGGACCAUGAUAAACUUUUCUCGCUUAUUGUAAUGGGAGAAGUAAGAUUUCCUAGGACGAUCAGUAUUGAGGCAAAAGAUAUGCUGGGAGGAUUACUAAUAAAAGAUCCAAGCAAGAGAUUGGGUGGUGGACCUAACGAUGCAAAAGAGAUUAUGGAUCACGCAUUCUUUUCGUCAAUUGAUUGGGCGGACCUUGUGCAGAAAAAGAUUCCCCCUCCCUUUAAACCACAAGUAACUUCUGAAACAGAUACGCGAUAUUUUGAUAGCGAGUUUACAGGUGAAAGUGUCGAGCUUACACCUCCCGAUCAAAGCUUUUUAGGGAGUGGCGGUGGUUUGAAUUCAAUAGCCGAAGAACAAGAACAUUUUCCUCAGUUUUCGUACCAAGAAAGUCAUUCAGCAGCAACCUCUUCCAUUGUUUCUAUUAAUCACUGACAGUAUCAAGGGUUUCCAUUGUUUAUAUACUGAGAUAUGUGGCUAAACGCAUGAAAAAGUUAAACAAAGACAUUCGACUAUAUUGAGUAUUGUCGGUCAAUUUGGAAACAUUUGUUUUAAAGCUGAUUGAUUGGAAUAUCCCUUUUGCUAAUUUAUGAUGCUUUUUUUGUGCAUCUUUGAGAAAUUUUAACACAUAUCUUCAAUGGCAGAUCAAAUUUGUGUGUGUAUGUGUGUGCGCGGCAUGUGUGCAACUUACACGUAUACCCGUUGAAAUUGUACAUGAAAAAAGUGUGUACUAUACAAUUCGAUUGAGCUAAUACUAUUUAUACCGGCUGAGUAGGUUCACGAUGACACAAUGGGGAUAGAUUUUUGUCUUGAAAAUGAAAACGAACAGUAACUUAAGUUCGUCCCCUAUGCUGUAUUACAUUGUAAAGAGUGGCACGUUUCUUCCAUGUGGAAGAACGAUAUUUGAUAAUCAUAGUUACAGUCCUUUGUUCAAUGAAAGUGAUAUUUAACACUUUCUAGCUUCAUCGUCAAGUUUAUUGUAAUAAUUUAUGGAAGGGCAGUUCCUGGUUAUUUUUUUAAAUUCAUUAGUCAACUGUUAUAGCAGAAGCCAAAAUAGCAAAUUACACUUGGCAAAGGAGCCAGCCACAGGGCAAGUGGUUUAUCCAUUUUAAAAGUAGGAGCAUAGAAACAUUUACAGCUUUAAUUGAACUACCGUGUAAAUCUGAAAUCAAGUUUUUUAGCACCGAAGGGAAGCGUUUCUUUGAUAUGAAUAGUACUACUGAAUUAGGAAAUUUUUGUUUUCCUUACUGCGGUCCGCGCUUUCAUUAUGUAUCAUUGAUAAUUAAUAAUUUACUGUGAGAAUCAGAUGGAAAUAUAAAAUGCUACCCUAAUAUUAUAUUAUUAAUAUUAUAUGCUACAAUGAUUAUAUAUAUACAUAUAUUUAUAUUUUAACAAUUAAAUGAUUAUAUUGUACGUACGCAUUAUUAAUUUCCAUCUCAUUUGUAAUUAGCAAAAUAUUUGUAGUUUAUUCGUUUCAAUGCGAGAGGGAACAGGGAGAAUUUUUAAAGAUAGAAUUAAAGUCGAUUGUUCGAAGUUUAUAGCUAUAGACUUUUGCUAUUUACCAUAAAACAGCAUGGUACAUUGUCAAACGAGAAAAAAUGAUAACUAAAACGA